AUGGGCCUCCUAUCCCCGAUACUACUGACUCCAAUUACAGCACGCAGAUUCAAUAACAGGGAAGUUAGUGCAUCUGCAGCGGGCGUGGUGGCGUGGUGGUGGGUGUCUCUCCUCGCGACGGCCGCGGUGCUGCCGACCGCGCGCAGCGUCACCGCCCCGCAGGACCUGGCAGCACUUGUCGCAGUGUGGCGGGGGGUGUACAGCAGCAGCGGGGGCAGCGCGGACGUGCGGGCAUGGCGGCCCUCAGUGGACCCCUGCAAUGAGCGCGCGCCCUUCCCCCUUCAGUGCAUCCCCACCAUGUCCGCCCAGCCCAACCAGCGCAUCAUCUCACUCACGCUCGCAGGGCAGGCGCUGCGAGGCACGCUCAGUGCGGCGGUGGGAAACCUCUCCGACCUGGCAGACUUUACGCUCAGCAAUACAAGGGUGGGCGGCACUCUGCCCCAAUUCCGCAGCUCUACACUAGUUGACCUCUCUAUUCUCAACAGCCCCGUUCAGGGCACCAUCCCCUCACUCUUCGCCACGUCACCGAGUCUCGCCACACUGACCAUUUCCGGCACGAGGGUCAAUGGCAGCAUACCAGAGGAGCUCUUCAGCGCCACCAGCACGCUGCAGUCACUGAAUCUGAGCAACAAUAGCCUUGCCGGGCCUCUGCCGUCCUCUCUGUCUGGCUUGACAUUGCUCACCACUCUCGACCUUGCAGGCAAUGCCCUGUCAGGCCCCCUCCCCUCGCAGCUCGUCCGAUCAGGCCUCUCUCUCAGGCUUUCUCCCGGCAACGCUGACCUCUGCAUCCCAUCUGCUGCUGCAGCUGCUGCUGCUGCUGCCACCACACCCACCACCACCACCCUCCUGCCCAACACCUCCAUCUGCCCAGCCUCCCCUCCUCCCCCCGCCGCUGCUCCCCUCCCCCCGCCCGCCUCCACCCUUCCGCCAGCUGCUGUGGCUGUCAUAGCAGCAGGGGGGGCUGCUCUGGUGGCGGUGCUGCUGGGUGCGGUGCUGUGGAGAGUGGUGGGGAAGGGGAACGGCAAGGGGACGGGCGAGGAGGGACUGAUAGAAGGCGCUGAGGCAGUCCCACGUGCUCGAGAGGUGGCGGAUGGGUUGACGGAGUUCCAGCUGUGGGAGCUGCAGGAAGCAACCGAGAACUUUCACUUCUCGCGCCUCAUAGGGCGGGGCGGGUUCGGCCACGUGUACCGAGGAACCCUCUCUGACGGGUAUGAGGUGGCAGUGAAGAUGCUGCACGCAACACCCGGGGGCGGCCAGGGAGAGGCGGAGUACCGGAUAGAGAUAGAGGUGAUCGGCCACGUGCACCACCGCAACUUGGUGCAGCUCGUGGGGUUCUGCUGUGAGGGGGACUCGCGCCUGCUGGCAUACGAGUUCGUUUCGGGCGGCAGCCUUUCGUCUCGACUCAGAGACAAGAACAACCCAAUGACCUGGGAGCACCGCGUGCGCGUGGCUGUGGGGUCUGCGAAAGGCUUAGCGUACCUGCACGAGCAGUGUGAGCCGCGCAUCAUCCACCGCGAUGUGAAGCCCGCCAACAUCCUGCUGGACGCUGCAGGGGAGGCCAAGAUCGCUGACUUUGGGCUGGCCAAGGUCAUGCCGCAAGGCGUCAACGACAUGACCACCCGCGUGCUGGGCACGUGGGGCUAUGUAGCCCCAGAGUAUGUGGGCAGUGAGCGGGUGGGCGUGGCAGCAGAUGUGUUCAGCUUCGGAGUGGUGCUGCUGGAGCUGCUCUCAGGCCAGUCGCCCCACAACACAGAGGACCUUCUUGAACGGGCCGAGGCAUGUCUCUCAGAGGGAGCACUGGAUUCGUUCGCCGACCUGGCGCUACUAGCAUCUGGCUUCGAUGAGGAGCAGUUCCUGAGGGUGCUGCGCAUCGCCCUGCUCUGCCUCGAGUACAACCCCCACCAGCGGCCCCCCAUGGCCUCCGUCGUGCGCUUCCUCACCUCCCCGCACACACCUCUGCCUGACGAGGACAGCCCGCUAGAGCCCAUCUUGGAGGGCUUGGGGGAUGGUCAUGGCGGUGGCGGCGGUGGUGCUGAUGGUGGUUAUUCCGAGAGCUCUGAUACCAGUGGGGGGUUGGAGGACGGGUGUAUGGCGGAGGAGGGUGGGGGUGAGGGUGGGAGUUGGUUGAAUGGGGGAGGUGGUGAGGGGAAGGAGAAGGGUGAUGGAGAGGAUGAGGUUGCGUUGGGGGAUGGUGGUGGCGGUGCGAUGGGGGAUGGCGUGGAGGUGGUGGUGGAUGAUGUUGAUGAUGGGCAUGAGGGUGAUGCGCGUGGGUCGCACGUGGAAGGGCAGGGGACACUGGCGCUGAACAUGGUUGUCGCGGAGGCGGGGAAUCUCUCCGCAGCAGCGGAGGGCAGUUCGGGGGAGGAGUUUUCCGCAAUGGCGGAGGGCACAGGGGACGCGCAGGUUCCCGCGGAGGGGGGCGAGGGCGGAACGGUGGAGGCUGGGGGGAGCAGCGGCGGGGGUGGGGGGGCAAAUGCGGAAAUGCCAGGGUUUCAGACCCCGCUGGAGCAGCUGUGGCAGCACAUCAAGGAGCUGGCAGACAGCAACCACGCCAUGCCCGUCGUCAGGGCGUGGGAGAGCAACGGCAACACCGUAGACAUGCGCCUGGCCACACAGCUGAUCAAGAAGCUUAAGAACCACCGCCGGCCCAAGCAAGCUGCCGAGGUAGCGGAGUGGUUCGUGCAGCAGCCGGGCUUCCCCCGCCUGGAGGCGGACUACCAGCUGGCGCUCUCUGCUGUCAUCCGCUCGCGCAACGUGGCGGCCGCUCAGGCGCUCUUCCUCGCCUUCCCACAGCCGUUCAGAACGGAGAAGGUGUACCAGCCAGUGUUUGGCCACGUGGCAAGGCGGGGGAGGUUCAUGUCAGUCGAAUCGCAGGUGGACUGGCUGAGGCAGCAGGGCGUGGCAGAGGGCAUCCCGUCGUUCAACGCGCGCCUGCAGGCGCUGCUGGCAGGCAGGCGGCGAUCCGGCAUGGUGGCGGGCAUUGCAGCGAUCAUGGAUGAAAUGCGGAGCAAGGGCUUCACCCCCAUUACAAUCACAUUCAACAUCAUCCUGGCGGGACUCGGCAGGGCCGGGCAGCUCAAAGAAAUGGAGUACUACCUCGGGCAGAUGGAAAAUUACAAUCUGACCCCGGAUCUGGCAACAAUGAACGCGCUGAUCUCAGCUUAUGUCUCCCAUGGGGAGCCAGAGAAGGCACUAGAGUGGGAGAGAAGAUUAAAGACGUCGGGAGCGGGCCCUGACAGAGGCACGUAUGCUGCUAUGCUGAAGGCGUAUGGGCAGAGCGGGCAGGUGGAUAAGCUGGAGGCGACUUGGAGUGAGCUGCUUGCAUCAAAUGUGCCGAUGACAAGGAUGCUGCACAAGGCGCGCAUAGAGGGCUAUGGGCUGGCGGGUGAUGUUGGCAAGGCAGAGCAGGCGUUUCAAGAGCUGAAGGUGCAGCAGGCCCCAGUGACCGAGACGUUCAAUUCUCUGGUAUUCGCCUACGCACACAACCACCUCUUCCCCAAGGCCAAAGACACCAUUCUCCACAUGGACGCAGCCGGCAUGCGCCCCGACGGCAUCACCUUCCUGCACCUCCUCCGCGGCUACCUCUCCGCCAACCAGAUCGACAAUGCAGUUACUACGUUACACGAUGCGGUGGCGGCCGGUGCGCACAGGGCGCGGAUGAAGCUGCCGUUUCACGCGUUUGCGGAGGUGCUGGGGGGGUUUGUGGAGGCGGGGGAGGUGGGGAAGGUGCGAGAGCUGGUGGGGCUCGCACGGACAAUGUAUCGCACCGAUUCAAACCUCUUCAACUCGAUUCUCACGGCCAUUGUGAACGACUGGAGGAGGAGGGGAGCUGGAGCAGGAGUGGAGGCGGGAAGCGGGGAGUUUGCGAGUGAGGUGCGGGGGGUGUUGGAAGAAAUGAAUGAUGCAGGGGUGAAGGCUAAUGCUGCGACAGAGGAGAUCUUGCACCCGCUGGGACUCAGCAAUCUGAUAGACGAGGUUGGGCUUGUUCGGGCGGGCGGGUUUUGA
Closterium sp. NIES-65 is the source of this 4005-nucleotide messenger RNA. The record is from the annotation of a GenBank genome assembly. Lineage: Eukaryota; Viridiplantae; Streptophyta; Zygnematophyceae; Desmidiales; Closteriaceae.